GCCGUGAACAUACGUGGGAAUUCGGCGCUUCAUAAUCUCUUCGCUAGUCAACUGUUCUUGUUGAUAUUUUGCAUUUCGGACCGGAAUCACUAGCUCGUUUGCAAAAUGUGCUUACUUCUUGGACCUUUGGGAGUUGGAAAAACACUGAUUUUGAAGCGUCUGCAAGUUUAUUCUACAAAAGGUUCGUUUGAAAAUCUGAAUGAUGCUCCAUCAACAAUACCAACGGUUGGUACAAACCUAACCAAUGUUCAGCUCAACAAGAAAAUAGAGGUUAGAGUGAGAGAAUUAGGAGGCAUGAUGGCCCCUAUCUGGCCUAACUACUUCACUGAUAGUUCUAUAGUACUGUAUGUAGUUGAUGUAUCAAACAUGUCCCAGGUGUCCAGUGCAUGUAUCCAGCUUCUUCAAGUAUUGACUGAUCCCAAACUACACAAUGCUUCCAUCUUGGUCGUUCUGAAUAAAAGUGACCUACCUCUCCCAAUGAGCAUCCAACAGAUCCGAUCCCUGCUUCAUCUGGAUGACGUAGCAACCUCGGCUAGCCAGAGGAUAGAGGUUCUAGAGGUCAGUGCUCUCACAGGUCAAGGGUUAGAUGAGGUCGUCAGGUGGCUCAGCUCCAACCAUGUGAACCACUCAUUCUGAAUGAAUGUAGCCACUGCAAGAACAAGUUUGUAGUUGUUGGUGUCCACAACUGCAUUGAAGAAAGCUUGGAUGGAUUCACGACAUGACAGGUACUCCUUAGCAAGUUCUGCGAUUCUACCGAAUCUAUUGGCUACAAAUCCUUUGAAUCCUUGGCACUGAAUAUUGCUAUCUUCAAUCCAAGAGGGACACUAAUUGCUGAGCAUGGCUAGGAGACAAUAACUUGGAGAUUGCGAUUAACCUUAGUGUAUGGAUUGAAAAUUCUGGACAUACAAAGAUCCUCUCACCUGCUGAUACCUCCAGUAACUGGUGGAUGCAAAUCUUCUGCUCUAUGUUCCUGAACACUUAAUUGCAUGAUCUGUAAACAAGAUUAUAUGAGCAUUUUAGGAUUGUAGUAGGGUCUACUCCAAGGGCCUGAAGAAGGACUUCAGUCAGCAGCUCAAUCUGUCAUCCAGAAUUCUAUUUCUGAUUUCAAUUCAUCAGCUGUGGAGUUGGCAAGAAUGGCUAUAAAACACUUGAGCCUGAACUCAUAAGCUUUGAUCAGCCCCAUCUUGACCACUAUGACUCAAAUUUCCCACAUAACCUGUAGUCAGGGAUGUCCUUUUACCUGAAGGUCCAGUUAUGGUGAUGUGGUCUGAUUUCAGAUUAUUCAUAUCAACUGAAGGCCUAUGUAUUUUCAACAUUGAUUCAUUAAAGUAGUUUUUUUUUGUUUUUGUUCAUAACUAUGAUAAUAAAUUUACUAACCAUAUGACAUUCACUAUUUUCAUUUAUUUUUGCUUACAAUGUUGAUCUUACCAUUUAUCACCAUGCCUGUACCUCAAUGUCUUAAGUAUGCAUAUAUAUUUCAACUCAGUACCCUAAAAAAAAAUUUCUGAUGUUCAAUGUAAAAAUAUGGCCCAAAGGCCAUUUUCCCGCCAUUUUUCAAAACAUGGCGGGAAAACAACUUUAUCUCACCACGCCUAUACAUCAAAUAUCUCUUAUAACUCUUAUGAUUGAGUACGCGGUAUCGAUACAUUCACUUCGAUGAGACGAGUUAGCAUUUUUACUCAUUCAACGUUGAACGUAAAGGGAAGCAAAAAAGGCAACGCUACAUACUCAUGAAUAUCUUUACUCUUUUGGUCAUAAAGCUUCCCAAGAGUUUCAGAAUACUCGUCCAAUUCAAAUAAUGAGCACUUCAAUGAGUGAAAGAUUUUACUCCCAGAAGACAGUUUUCAGUUUUUGUGUGUGGUCUAAGAUAAACCCGACUCUUGAUUACGGGCCAUUUUCUUUGUUGUCUAUAUAGUGACACGAAAAUGCUGUGUGGUCACACAUACAAUAUGAUACAAUACAAUACAAUAUUAAACAUGCUUAAUUUAUUUAUUUUCUAAUCACUUUUUACAAGGCCACUGCUCAGUUAUUUAUUUACUUUUUUAGUGUAAUUAUGUAUGAAUUCAUUUUUCUCCUCAAGGGUCUAUUUCAUCAGAGGAAGUUUUUAGCUUUUAGUCCUUGUUUUGGUUUUUUUUUUUUGUGGGGGAGGGGUUGCAUAAGUGUUGAAAAAUUUGUUUAAAGUGAAGGAAAAUGGCAUUCCUCCAUGUUGAAAGUACCAAGAGCUCCCUACCGUGGGAGUGGGGAUACCCCCCUCCCACACCCACCUCUGCUCGGUCGCUUCGCUCCCUCAUAGUCCACGUAAAAAAGGAUUACUAUUUUUAGUCUUCAAAGGUUGGCAGGUAUGUUUAUAUCAAAGAAGAUGAUACUUUUAAGAGUUGUUACCCUUCCACAGAUCCACCAUUGGGCUGCCAUUGCCUGAUCAAUAUCCUCAAAAAGUUAUUUUUUUAAAUAAUUUCCAUAAUAGAAUAAAUGAAAAAACAGGGGUCUUCAAGUGUGGAUACCCACAUUUUUUUUCUUGAAACAGAAAAUUCAUUUAUAGCCGUCAUUUGUCAACAGAUGGUAUGUUCAUAACUGAUUUUCAGUAUUAAGUACUGAAAAAAAGAAGAAUACUUAUAGUUUCAUGCAAAAGACUGAUUUCUUAAGUUUGAGUUUUAUUUAAUGUCUUAAGGUAUUAUUGAAAAUACAAAUUUCCUCACCAAAAUACUGGUUUUCAGCUUUUUAAGUUCUAAACUGUUCUUGUUCAGAUUGGAAGCUCUGAAACCCUUAUACUGCUCAACUCCUUGAUUCAAAUAUGUUACAUUGAAAUUUUCUUUAUCUGUCUUUUUGUUUAUGUUUUUUAUAAUAAACGUUUGUGACAUGUGUGAGUCAUAAUUGAUUGGUUUUAAUAUGAUAAUUUUUUUUGUUUCAAAAUUAUUAACAAUUAAAAACAUGUGAUCGAAAAACAA
Messenger RNA from Lytechinus pictus (painted urchin), 2945 nucleotides. Its product is annotated as ADP-ribosylation factor-like protein 16. Gene Ontology annotation, molecular function: GTPase activity; GTP binding. The record is from RefSeq and is a predicted model, not a curated record. The transcript has 6 exons. The coding region runs from base 106 to 636 and encodes 176 amino acids. Lineage: Eukaryota; Metazoa; Echinodermata; Echinoidea; Temnopleuroida; Toxopneustidae.